UGAGCGCGUGAUAAAAAUAAUUGAUCCACGCCGCUGCCAGAGGUCACCGACAUGGUGCCCCUGAUAGGCUGCGAUCCCGGGUGGGGAAAGCUACUCAAAUGCCGAUGAAGACAGUUUUAAGAGAGACGAGACUCUGGGAGGAAGACAGCAAGCUGUCGCUGGGAGGGCGCCCUUGGAGUGCCGCUCUUCGCCAGGGUCAGAAGUUGGCCCUGUGUUUGUUCUUCCCGAUGAAAGAAAACCGCGGGAGAGCGCCGAGCGGCGGCGAACUGCAUUCAGCCGAUGGGCACGAAAAUGAAUUUUAGCUGCUCUGUGCAAAAGCCCUAGGUGUGGGGACCGAAGGGAGCCGACCAGAAGGUUACAACAGGUCAGGAAUAAAUAACCGCCAGGCGGAGGAUCCCAGAUUCCGUCCUUCCUUUUGUUGGGUGAGCGGCGAGCGCCAGGCGAUCGCGUCCACAAAGGCGAAAGAAGCGGUCCCACCGGCGCCGCUCGGCUCCAGCCCAGGGGGUACAGGCAUCAGGCAUGGAUGGGAAGAAAUGCAGUGUAUGGAUGUUUUUACCUCUUGUUUUUACCUUGUUUACAUCUGCUGGAUUGUGGAUAGUAUACUUUAUAGCUGUGGAAGAUGACAAAAUUUUCCCAUUAAAUUCAGCUGAAAGGAAACCUGGCGUGAAGCAUGCACCAUAUAUAAGUAUUGCAGGUGAUGAACCUCCUGCAAGCUGUGUGUUUAGUCAAGUUAUGAACAUGGCAGCAUUCCUAGCUCUUGUGGUAGCUGUUCUGCGCUUCAUACAACUGAAACCAAAGGUUUUAAAUCCGUGGCUGAAUAUUAGUGGCUUGGUGGCUCUCUGUCUGGCUUCCUUUGGAAUGACCUUACUUGGUAAUUUUCAGCUCACAAAUGAUGAAGAAAUCCACAACGUCGGAACUUCCUUGACUUUCGGAUUUGGCACGUUGACCUGCUGGAUUCAGGCGGCGCUGACACUCAAAGUCAACAUCAAGAAUGAAGGACGGAAGGUUGGAAUUCCACGAGUUAUUCUCUCAGCGUCCAUCACUCUCUGCGUGGUCCUCUACUUCAUCCUCAUGGCACAAGGCAUCCACAUGUACGCCGCCAGGGUCCAGUGGGGCCUGGUCAUGUGCUUCCUGUCUUACUUUGGCACCUUUGCCGUGGAGUUCCGGCAUUAUCGCUACGAGAUUGUUUGCUCCGAAUACCAGGAGAACUUCCUAAGCUUCUCAGAAAGCCUGUCUGAAGCUUCCGAGUAUCAAACCGACCAGGUGUAACCCUUCAGCUUUUCCUUGCCGGGAAGGUGGGUGUGGCAGCGAGGGAGGGGCCAGGACACACCCACAGGACUUGACAUAUAACCACACACACACACACACACACACACACACACACACGCAGAAACA
This is a messenger RNA of Dama dama (fallow deer), 1395 nucleotides long. It is a transcript of the gene TMEM150C, whose product is annotated as transmembrane protein 150C. Lineage: Eukaryota; Metazoa; Chordata; Mammalia; Artiodactyla; Cervidae. The coding region runs from base 520 to 1269 and encodes 249 amino acids. The record is from RefSeq and is a predicted model, not a curated record. The transcript is spliced from 8 exons.